AUGGAGACAAUAGGCACCAGUCCGAUGACAUGUGCAUUUAAUUCGCUUCUACGCACCAGUCCGAUGACAUGGUCUAGAGCCUUCUUCAGAGUAGGUACGCAUUGCAAUGAUAACUUGAACAACCUCAGUGAGUCUUUUAAUAGAACCAUACGCCAAGCUAGGAGGAAGCCUUUACUAGAAAUGCUUGAGGAUAUAAGGAGGCAAUGUAUGGUGCGGAAUGAGAAGAGGCAUAUCAUUGCAGGAAGAUUGAAGACAAGGUUCACUAAGAGAGCUCAUUUGGAGAUAGAGCGUAUGAUAGAAGGGUCUCAGUUUUGCAUCAGAAGCAUGGCUAGGGACAAUCAACAUGAGGUAGAGUUGCAUGAUGAGUCUUAUUCUGUUGAUAUGAAUGCACUUACCUGUGGAUGCAUUAAGUGGCAGAUGACUGGUAUUCCUUGUGUCCAUGCUGCUUCUGUGAUCAUAGCUAAAAAACAGAAAGUUCAAGAUUAUGUUGUUAACUGGUACACAACAAGAAUGUGGCGGGCAAGCUAUAAAGAUGGUAUUCAGCCUGUUCAAGAUCAGUUGGAAUGGCCUCGAAUGAACAGAUUGGGAGUCUUGCCACCACCAUGGAGGAAAGGAAAUCCAGGUCGACCAAAUAACCAUGCUAGGAGAAAAGGGAUGUAUGAAAGUUCAUCUUCAUCAAGCAACACACGAGUGGCAAACAACGAAAGAGUCAUGACUUGUAGCAACUGUAAACAAGAAGGACACAAUAGGUUAUCUUGUAUAAACCCGACUGUUGAAGCUCCAGCUGCAAGACCAAGGGGUCGUCCAAGGAAGAAUCAGGAACCAAGGAAUGUAUUGUUUGGCCAAGGACAAACCUGGGAACAAGGCUCUUAA
This is a messenger RNA of Camelina sativa (false flax), 873 nucleotides long. RefSeq lists its product as uncharacterized. The record is from RefSeq and is a predicted model, not a curated record. Lineage: Eukaryota; Viridiplantae; Streptophyta; Magnoliopsida; Brassicales; Brassicaceae. Gene Ontology annotation, molecular function: zinc ion binding.